Messenger RNA from Penicillium concentricum, 1923 nucleotides. RefSeq lists its product as uncharacterized. The coding region runs from base 1 to 1923 and encodes 640 amino acids. The transcript has a single exon. The record is from RefSeq and is a predicted model, not a curated record. Lineage: Eukaryota; Fungi; Ascomycota; Eurotiomycetes; Eurotiales; Aspergillaceae.
AUGGACUUCGAAGACGAUGAGUCAAGAGAUGGAUCUGAAUACGGUGUAUCAGAUGACACCGAAGAAGAGCGGUGGAGUGAAGAUGAGAGUGAAGAUGUAGAUGAACAGGAGGUUGAAAAUCACGAGUAUACAACCCCCGGUGAUACAUCACGAAUGGUGAAUAUCCGCCUUUUUUUCACUGAGGAGGAAACGGGCGGGUUUAAAUGGAUGAAAAACUGUGUCGCCAAAUGCACUUGCGAUGGUGUCGUUGUCGCUACCGCUCUGGCUCGGUAUAUUUAUCGAGAGAGCAUGCGCUCUGAGUUCUGGGAAAACAUGGAAGAACCUAGCGAGGAAACGUGCGGUAUGGCCUACGAUGUCUUUGAUCGAUAUGGAACACUUAAGACCAAGUAUAAGGACCAUCCAGUGCAAAGAGGAACUGGUGUAUGGGGAAACGAGCUUGAUCAUGGCCCUCUUUUCCUAAUCGAGGUACUUCAUGUUAAAGCACUGGACCUACGUCGGAAAGGGCUGGGGCAGAAAGUAGUAUCUUUACUUCUGCAAAAGGCUCAACAGCGUUGCCUAGACGAGAAGGAAGACCGCAAACGCAAACACAUGGAUAUUGUCUACGGUUCCAAAGAGGCCUUUGAGCGAGAAUGGACUCCACAUGCUUUAGUCAGUCCCGGAAUACUGACAGCGGAUAUCGAAUCUCAGUCAGUGGGCAGGUCCGCAGAAGAACGCUUGAUGAUACGGACUCGAAUUCAAUCCGGUGCUAUUGACUUUUGGCGAUCAUGCGGUUUUCGCCGAAUUGGAGCAUCUCGCUGUUUUGCAUUUUCGUUCGAUCUGCACCAUCAGUCUCGGGUUCUUACGGCGGCUGCUGAUUUCGACCCGCGUAGCAGCCAUGCUAAAGAUCUCGAAGACGAAGAACUGGAAGUUAUCUAUAAGACGGAUUCCUCUACUGACUUAGGGAAAUUGAAAAUGGGAAGACUUCGUGAUGCGCUGCCGCUACAUCAUGCAGCUCUCACUCUGACGGAUGAAGAACUCAAAGCUUUUUUCGUCAAUCAUUCUGGCGAUGAGACUGGCUGGAAUCGAGUGACCAACUCUAAAGCCACGCUUCUGCAUCUAACAGCUUGCGAGCUCAAGCCCCAGAGUACACAGUGGCUACUUGAUAAUGUCCACCACGCCGAGUCCUGGAAGACAGCUCGUGAUAUUGACGGGUACACCCCCCUCGAAUCAUUACAGGAGAAGUUGGAGAUAAUGCGAACACGAAUAGUACAUGGCUUUUUCAGGGUCUCGAACAUAUCAGAUCACUUCAGAGGAAACCCUGACACCGCAGUGUCCUGUCUCUCCUUGCUGCUCGGACAGGAAGCUUCGGCGCUUAAUAAAGAAUACCUCCGGUACGGCUGCAUAUGCGGAGAGUGUGUGAGAGGAUUUCUAUCUGCCCGGAUGAGGAGCUCUCUCAUCGUCCAGGGUGAGACUGCGUACGACUUUAUGCAGGAUGGAAUUGAGGAUGGUGGUUUUUGGGUAGAGUUCAACGACCACAGACUCGAGCACCUCGAUUCCGAUGUGCGAGAGAACCUCAAAACCAACAAGUCACUGCGAAAGGGCUUUGCGAAUCUUUUCCAAAUUGCCGUGGAGUGUCUUAAGGCGAAAAGGGCUCCAGUUGCAGCAAAUCUCGAGUGGUACUGUAAGAGUCGGAGCGAGUGGCCACCAUAUAUCAAGAGCUAUCUGCGACGCGCUGGAACGCGGAUGGGCUGUCGGGCAGUGCUUCGGGAGAUGUUUGACGCUGCUAUGAAUGAGGACGAGAAAGCAGGAAAUGGAGAGUGUCAACGCAUAUUGAAGAAGGAAUGGUCAGAUCUUCCAACUUGUAGGAAUGAUCAUGAGUUUGAGUUUGUUGCUAGGGCUUGUGGCUAUAGUGGGGAUGAUUCCAUUUCGGUACCAUGCUGGUAG